Messenger RNA from Vitrella brassicaformis, 1275 nucleotides. Lineage: Eukaryota; Vitrellaceae. The record is from the annotation of a GenBank genome assembly.
AAGGAAACCGCUGCAACUCAAGCCAGCGCGCAGAAGAUAAGAAGGUGAAAGAGGUGCUCUGCUUUCGUCCCUGGACGACGCGCAAGGACGGCACACAAUCGGAUCUUCAUCACAUCAUUCUUCAUCUUGAUAGAUGUCGUGUCCGGUUCAAGGCAAGGAGGCGCAGGCACCGCCAAGCGGCUGCCCUGUGCAGCACAGCACCACAACCAAGACCAGUGGCUGCCCGGUGCAGCAUGAUGCCGCAAACAAGCCCAGCGGAUGCCCUGUCCAGCACGAUGCACCGAGCGCCAAGGGCGACGUCCCUGCUGACAACAAGGAGCGCUUUGCUGACCAUCCCCUCGCCACCUCCACUCCCCCAUCAUCGCCCACCACCAAAGGCCCUCAGUCGGAGGACCAGCUGAGCAAUGACCGGCAGAAGGCCACCAUCCCGUCUGUGUCCGGCGACUGGUACUACCCGUCCGAGCGUCAGUUCUUCAAGGCGACUCUUGCCAAGGGCCACGACGACGUGAUGCCGAGCGACAUGCCGAUGGUGGUGGCCAUCCACAACGCCGUCAACGAGCAGUGCUGGCAGCGCAUCAUGGAGUACGAGAAGAUGCACGAGGACGAGUGCAGCACGCCCAAGCUGCUGCGGUUCAUCGGGCGGCCCGACCAGAUGAGCGUCAAGGCCAAGCUCAUGACCGCACUCAUGGGCUACCACAAGCCUUUCGACAGACACGACUGGUUCGUGGACAGAUGUGGCAAACAGGUACAUGUGCAUGUCUGUGAGGAAGCCGCGGACGGACACACGAGAGGGAUAUCUGUCUGUGCAUGUCCAUGUGCCCGUGGGGUGCAUGUGUCAGGUUCGCUAUGUGGUAGAUUUCUACGAGGGGGCCCCGUCCAAGUACUCGCCGGUGUCGAUAUACGUGGAUGCGCGGCCGGAGGUGGGGCUGGAGGGGUGCAUGGACAGGACAAAGAUGUUCCUCAAGAGAACCAACCUCAUCUCAUAGAGCAGAGCAAGGCAGGCAGCCGAGGCAAUAAGGCAGACAGGCAGUGGGUUUUUGGUGUUGGCUGAUGUCAGCCAGCUCGUGUGUGUGCGCGUGAGCUCUGCUGUGUGUAUGACAUGGCACUCAAUCGACUAAGUUUGUGUCUGUGAACGCCAUGAGGUGGAGGUGCGGCUAAGUGAAUCGUAACAUUUGUCAAGCCCGGUAGAGCAGGGGGCUCAGUAUGGUAGGUAUUCUCAAGUUUGAGACGUCAUGCGGUGGGUGAUUCGAGAAGCGCACGGGGGCAUAAAUAAAU